Amyelois transitella is the source of this 1674-nucleotide messenger RNA. RefSeq names its product iron-sulfur cluster assembly 1 homolog, mitochondrial (gene MagR). Gene Ontology annotation, molecular function: 2 iron, 2 sulfur cluster binding. The transcript has 3 exons. Gene Ontology annotation, biological process: iron-sulfur cluster assembly. Lineage: Eukaryota; Metazoa; Arthropoda; Insecta; Lepidoptera; Pyralidae. Bases 82 to 531 code for a protein of 149 amino acids. The record is from RefSeq and is a predicted model, not a curated record. Gene Ontology annotation, cellular component: mitochondrion; cytoplasm.
AUACUUUUGUCAGCUGUCAUAAUUAAAAGUCCAACAAUCCAAAACGUAGAUAAAAAGGAAAUCAGUAAAUAAAACACGAUUAUGUUACGAAAUUUAAUAAAAAUACCAAAAACAUAUGAAAUUCAUAAAUUGCAGAUGGCGACGAAGGCUGUAGCAAGUGCCACAGUAAGAGCUGUAAAAAAACGAGUGCUUCCAUCCAGAGCAGCCCUUGUACUCACCCCUUCAGCUGUAAAUAAAAUCAAAGAAAUUAUGGCGAAAGAAGAAGCAAAGGGAUUUCUUGGUUUAAAAGUAGGAGUUAGGCAGAGAGGGUGUAAUGGUUUGUCAUACACAUUAGAUUAUGCAAAAACUAAAGACAAAUUGGAUGAAGAAGUAAAACAAGAUGGUGUCACAAUUAUUAUAGAUAAGAAAGCCCAACUGACUCUUUUAGGAACUGAAAUGGAUUAUGUUGAAGACAAAUUGUCAGCAGAAUUUGUAUUCAAUAACCCUAAUAUAAAAGGCACUUGCGGUUGUGGGGAAUCUUUCAGCAUAUAAAAGCAUUAUAUUUCACUAGUAUUAUUUGCAAGAAUCAUAUUUCAAAGAUCUAUUAAGAAUAGCAACUGAUCCAUCAUGUAACACAUUUUUAAAAUUCUUGCUUGUUAAUCUCAUUAAAUGCUAGUUAGACUAUGAGGAAGUCUUAAAAUAACUUAUGUGAUAAAUAGAGCACCUCUAUUUUUUUAAAUAUUUAUAUGUCAGGAAAAUAACAAGAACAACAUGUUUAUGAAUUUAUUUGGAAGUUUUGUAGGUUUCUAAACAAGAGAUGAAGUGUAUUACUUUACAUCCACAUUUCUGUAAAUUAAUAAACUUACUGAACUCACAUGUAAAGUAGUAAGUAAGCAAUAACUUUAUGACAUUUGUGCUCUGAUUUGUUGAAAGUGACAAGUUCCUUCUCUUUACUCUCCUCCACCUUUAAUUGCUACGGAGCAUAAAAAAAUCAGUUGCUCUUUUUUUUUGUAAUGUUGCUACUUGUUGUGUGUUGUUGCUCUUUUGUUUUGAAACUGUAAAAUAGUGUUAGGGACAUAAUGCCCAAGUAGACCUAUAAUGGGCAACAUAGAAACUGCCACUCUCAACAUGGAACACUCAGAGAGCUGUGUGCUAUUUGCCAUAUUUUAAAGAAACGUAAAAUUAAAAGCUUCUCUGUUAUUAGACAUACCAUUUAGAAUGAUAGGAAUGGAAUGGAUAUCAGUAAGUUUAUGAAUCAACUGUAAGAGAUCGAAAAAUAGGUUGUAAGAUAAUACAAUUUAUCUCUCAUUUAAAAUCCUGUGAAAGUUUAUAAACAUGAGUUCUUGUUAUUUUCCAGAGACAUAUUUAAAACAAUUGGGUCAACCUGUGAAUAUAAAAAGCAAAUAGGAUUUUUAGCAUAUAAUUUACCAUGUGUGGAGAGGCCAAGUAGGUAGGAAAGGAAAUUCAGGACAUCAUUUCUUAAUAGAACCUUAGCUUCUAUUUUAAGAAGGAGAAUGGAUAUCCUGGCAUUCAUAUGGAAGCCCAGGCGGAGAAGCUGAAAUACUGUGAUCAUUUUUGGAUCCAAAUGUGUAUAUUGUUUUUGUUGUAGCACCUACCAUUGUAUAGUUUUAACAUUUUAAUUAGGUCUGUACAUUUUUGUAGAAAGUAGAAUAAAUUAUGGAUAAUAGAAAAAUU